This is a messenger RNA of Mytilus californianus (California mussel), 2279 nucleotides long. RefSeq lists its product as uncharacterized. The transcript is spliced from 3 exons. NCBI's taxonomy places the organism in Eukaryota, Metazoa, Mollusca, Bivalvia, Mytilida, Mytilidae. Bases 65 to 1084 code for a protein of 339 amino acids. The record is from RefSeq and is a predicted model, not a curated record.
AAUAUAGACAAAUUGAUCGCCACGUAUAUAUGUUGUUACAAGAUUUACUAACGCCUUAAACAAAAUGAAGGUAUGCAGUGGUAGUUGUCGUCCUGCGUGUGUUAUCAUUUUAACAUGUAUUCUCAGGACGUUUGAAGCAGGAAAAGAAACGAAAGAUAUUUCCAGGCUCAAUUUUAGAGAGAGAGCUAAAAAGAUAGCUGACACAGAAAUCGAACCUUAUGCAGGCUUGACUAAUCUGUUGACCUCCCCUCCUCAGGCAAUAGCUUUGAUGGGUCAUUUAUUGCUUAUAGCAACUGACAAUGACUUCACACUUAAAACGAAAUCUUUCAAAAAACAGUUUGAAUAUUUGAAAUACCCCGAUUCAUUCCGUGCAUCUCUGGUGCAAUUAACAAAUAUUGGAUGGGAUGCAUUCAAUGAGGCGCAUAUAAAUAUGGAUUCAAUGAAGUUACAUAUGACAAAUAUUGAUAGCCAUUUGAAAUUACUAGUUAAUGUCAUGACAGAAGGAACAAAUGAUGAAGUGCAAUAUUUCAGUACAAAAACUCUAAAGAAAAUUGGAUUAAUCGCAGAUGAGUGUCUCAAGCUGUCGCUCGAUGUUGAAGCGCGUUUUCUUCUCUUCAUGAAUGUUACGGGUGAACUUCUAGAAGCAAGCACAAUGGCAAAAGGUUUUUACGAGGAUAAGGCCAAAGAUACAGAAAUGGCUAUUCGAGCCGCGAAGGAAGAGGUUAAGAAAUCACAAGAAGAAAAAGAGAUGUUGACGAAAAAAUUUGAGGAAAUCGACGAGGAGAUAAAAAGUGCAUCAGCAGAUUUCAAAAAAGCACUUGAUGAUGGACCGUCUUCGAUGAAGCUAAUGGCGUUUUCCAUAUUCGAUGGAACAUUUGGAGUUGUCAAGAAAUUACUAUUUGGAAGAGAUCAGUCAUUGUAUGAUCAAGUUCAUGACAAACGUGAAACAGAAUCAGAUGAGGACAGGGCAAAAAAUCGUGCAUUUGGAUUUGCAGCAGAUCUACACCUAGCGGUCGAUCAAUUGGUUGAAAUAGCCACUGCUGGUAGUAAAAUGGACAAAAAGAACCCGACUGGAAUAAAAUAGAUGACGUAAGAGGUUUAAAACAUACUAUCUCACAUAUUGAAAAAAAGCUUACGAAGGAUUCCGAACAUACAGAUGCUCAUCAUCAGGGUAUAAAAAUAAUCAAGAAUGCAUUAGAAUAUUCUGAAAAAUUAAUUGAUCUCCAUAAAGAGUUGAUGAGAGAUGACGAUGAAGUGAAACAAGUUGUCAUAAACAUUGAAGAUAUUCAUCUUGACGUUAAACAAUUUUUGGCAGAUGCAAAAGAACAUAUGUAUAAAACUCGAGCUGGGUGGAAGCAAACAAUAUUAAGCUCGGACACAUUGGUUCAGCAUGAACUAACGAGAUCGAGUAUAAAAGUCGAAAGUUCAAGAGAUGCAUUAGAAGAUUCGAGACGUAGUAAAGAAGAAACUUUUCAAAACAUAUUAAACACUAACAAGAGGAUAACAAAUACUUUGAAAGAAUUAGAGAGCUUCAAAAUAGAAGAAGUUAAUUUUGACGACAUCCGAAAGAUUUUAGCUAAAGGUUUGAAUUCAAUAGCAGAAGUUCGUUCUGAAUGGGGAAAGAUUGUUAGGUUUUUCCAAACUAUUUCUACAAUAAUAAAAAUGAAAUUUCACGAGAACGUGCACAAUUUAGUAGAUGAUAUGGCAUUUGCAGUUGAUUCAAAGCUAAAACAAGGCAAAAUAAACGAAUUUACAAACAAAGUUAUCUUUGAAGAACUGUUUAAGGUGAGCACUAUGACGUAUGCUGUUCAUGCCAUAACAUCCACAUACGUUGAAGUAUCGGACACCCAUCUUUUGGACCAACUCAACAGAUUGGGUAGUCUUGUCGCACUAGAUCCAACCACGGAUAAAGAAGAAAUUGAACGUCGUCGAGCAGAAUUGAAUGAACAAAGUAAAAAGACAGUUGACGAAAUAAAUCUUCUUGUGCUGAAAAAACACAAAGAAUAUUUUGAAAAAGUUGAAGAAAAUCUACGUCAAAUAGAUUAUCACAAAUCGAAAGGGAAUUGACUUGCUUGUGUUAGUGUGUUUGUGUAUGUAUUACUAGAUGCAUCGCUAGUUAAAUCGGCGACUUCAAAUAUGAUUCAUCCCGUCACUCAUUUCAGUAUGCACAUAGCCAACAAUUGCAUCUGAAUAUACCAUUUAAAUGAAACUUCUAAUGUAAGUUAAAUCUUGUAUAUGCGAAUGAAUGUAUAAGUUAUUCAAAUAAAAAAUGUAAGGUA